AUGCAGCGCGGCAACGACUACAUCUACCAGGCUGGCGAGGUCUAUGGGCACAACGUCGUCAUCGCAAAACUGCCGGCGGGCCAGGAGUACGGGACGGGCUCGGCGGCCGCGCUUGCAAGUCAGGUCAAGAAAUCCUUUCCCAACAUUUGGUUCGGACUACUUGUCAGCUUGGCGGCCAGCCUGCCCGCGCUGACGGGGCCUUCACCACGUGAUAUCCGACUGGGCGACGUUCUCGUGGCGCUGCCUGAGGCAAACAGCGUCGGGGCUGAUUGUGACGCGAACCUGAUUCUCCCGUACUACAACAAGAUCAAAAACGAGGCGCAUGACGGCAGCUGCGGGACUUUUGCCGAUCCGGGACAGGAUACAGACCGACUCUACGGGACCGACGCGGCGGGAAGACCGGCGAUUCAGAGACGGGAGCCUCGACCGGACGAACGAACGACGCACACGUAUCUGGUAUGA
Beauveria bassiana ARSEF 2860 is the source of this 462-nucleotide messenger RNA. RefSeq names its product Pfs, NACHT and WD domain protein. Gene Ontology annotation, biological process: nucleoside metabolic process. Gene Ontology annotation, molecular function: catalytic activity. The coding region runs from base 1 to 462 and encodes 153 amino acids. The transcript has 2 exons. The record is from RefSeq and is a predicted model, not a curated record. Lineage: Eukaryota; Fungi; Ascomycota; Sordariomycetes; Hypocreales; Cordycipitaceae.